AUGACUAUGUUUCUGAAGCCUGUCAUCUUCCUACAUGAUUCAUGUCUUGCCACCCUCUCUCUACUGUUUCCUUCUUUUGUCUAUCUAUAUACUAUAUAUAAAAAGUUCCAUGGAGGGAGAUCUGAAGCAUCCAUUAAUGGUGUGAAGAUAAGCAUCGAAACGACUUGGGGACAACAAUUGAGGAAUUUAUUUAUAGUUCCAAUAUUCAAAUAUUUGGUGGCUCUGUGUUUGAUUGUCUCCCUCUUAGUUUUCAUAGAGGGUAUUUACAUGAACCUUGUAAUCCUCUACGUCAAGUUGUUUAAUCGAAAACCCGAAAGAGUCUACAAAUGGGAACCGAUGCAAGAGGACGUUGAGCUCGGACAUGAAUCUUAUCCCAUUGUCCUUGUCCAAAUCCCAAUGUACAACGAAAAAGAGGUUCUUCAAUUAUCGAUAGGUGCUGCAUGUAGACUAAUAUGGCCAUUGGAUCGCCUAAUUGUUCAAGUUUUAGAUGAUUCGACCGAUGAAACUAUCAAGGAGCUGGUGAACACGGAAUGUGCAAAAUGGGAAAGCAAAGGCGUAAACAUUAAGUGUGAGAGGAGAGAUAAUAGAAAUGGCUACAAAGCCGGAGCUCUUAAACAAGGGAUGAAGCACAACUAUGUUAAGCUAUGCAACUAUGUCACCAUCUUCGACGCUGACUUUCAACCGGAGCCUGAUUAUCUCCAACGCUCUGUCCCUUUCCUUGUUCACAACCCCGAGGUUGCUCUCGUUCAAGCCCGAUGGAGAUUCAUGAACGCAAACAAGUGCUUAAUGACAAGGAUGCAAGAGAUGUCUCUCAACUACCACUUUAUGGCAGAGCAAGAAUCUGGAUCCACUAGACAUGCCUUUUUUAGCUUCAACGGAACUGCUGGUGUGUGGAGAAUGGCGGCGAUGGAAGAAGCUGGAGGAUGGAAUGAUCGGACCACUGUAGAGGACAUGGACUUGGCCGUUCGUGCUGGUCUUCUCGGAUGGAAAUUUGUCUUCCUUAAUGACCUCGCGGUGAAAAGCGAGCUACCAAGCAAAUUUAAGGCCUUUAGAUUCCAGCAACAUCGGUGGUCCUGUGGUCCAGCCAAUCUCUUCAGGAAAAUGAUUAUGGAGAUUAUUCGCAAUAAGAGAGUGACGAUUUGGAAGAAGUUGUAUCUGAUCUACAGCUUCUUUUUCUUACGGAAGAUCAUAGUCCACUUCUUUACGUUCUUCUUCUACUGCGUUAUUCUUCCUACAAGCGUCUUCUUUCCCGAAGUCAACAUUCCAGCUUGGUCAACUAUCUACAUUCCCUCUAUGAUCACUCUCUUCAUCGUCAUUGCAACACCAAGAUCAUUCUACCUCGUGAUAUUCUGGAUCUUGUUUGAAAACGUGAUGUCUAUGCAUCGGACAAAGGGAACUUUCAUCGGUGUUCUUGAAAGAGGAAGAGUAAACGAAUGGGUUGUCACUGAAAAACUAGGAGAUGCUCUUAAGACUAAGCUAGUUCCUCAGAUUGGAAAACCUCGUAACGGGUUUUUCGAAAGAAUAAACUCAAAGGAGAUGAUUAUGGGGAUAUACAUAUUAUGUUGUGCUUGCUAUGGACUUGCCUUUGGGAACACGUUGUUAUAUCUCUAUCUUUUCAUGCAAGCGGCUGCAUUUCUCGUCUGUGGAGUUGGCUUUGUCGGAACUUAA
Messenger RNA from Thlaspi arvense, 1668 nucleotides. The record is from the annotation of a GenBank genome assembly. NCBI's taxonomy places the organism in Eukaryota, Viridiplantae, Streptophyta, Magnoliopsida, Brassicales, Brassicaceae.